Molecule: messenger RNA, 1425 nt
Organism: Penicillium chermesinum
Lineage: Eukaryota; Fungi; Ascomycota; Eurotiomycetes; Eurotiales; Aspergillaceae
Product: ankyrin repeat protein
Exons: 7
Coding region: 1-1425 (474 amino acids)
Molecular function (GO): protein binding
Source: RefSeq, a predicted model, not a curated record
AUGGAAAAUCUUCACGUUUUUGCCAAAGAUGGCACAUUAGAUCGUGCCAAGAUCCAGAAAUAUCUCAUUCGUCAGCCCAUUGACGACGAAGAUGACUACGGCGAGACUCCGCUCCAGCUGGCCAUCAAAGGUGGCCAUGUGAGCGCUGUAAAGCUUCUCUUGCAGAACGGCGCCGAUGCCAAUUUGAAAGCCCCAGAUGGAAGGUCUCCUCUAUACUUAGCCGCCCAAGCACCAGCCAAUAACGCUCGCAUUGCUGAGCUUCUGCUGAACCACAAAGCUCGUGUUGAUGAUCGAGUUUCCCAGCUGGGUAAUGACACCCCCAUCAUGGAGGCGAUCAGACGGGGCACAAGUCCUGAGCUCAUUAAACUUCUCGUUGAGCAUGGGGCGUCUCUGAAAAAUCCCAACCUGAAGGGAGAGACUGGACGCAGUCUUGCGGACAAGUCAACCAACACUGCUGUCCACAAGGCUUUGCGUCCGAAGGAUGAAACACCAACAUGGAAACCCGAGUUGGAGAACCUCCUUGUCAGCUCUGGCCUCUUUGCACUCGCCUACUUUAACAAUUUCAAGGACGUUGGAGUAAAUGCCUUCAAUCGCCUGGCUGCUCUCAAUGCUGAUUCGCAAACGGCCAAGGAGGAUUACCCUCAGACGGAGGAAGAAUUCAAAAAGGCGAUUGAAGGAUUCGUCUCGCGAAAUGGACUGGAGGACUUCUAUCCCCAAAACAACGAAUACGUUAAGGGGGUCUCAGAGAAGGCCGCCGAACUGCUUCGCGAAGGCCCCUCCACGGCGGACGAGUCGAAGAAGAUCUUGAUCAUGUCUCACCUUGCACUGUAUCAACCUAUUCUUUACGCUGAUGACAGUGGCUCAAUGCAAGACACGGAUGGAAAAGACGACACUCGGAUGGUUCGCCAGGCCCUUAUAGUGGAGCGGAUUGCCGAGCAGACAAAUGACGGAGGUGGCAAUGACCUGCACCCUGAUGAUCUGCCCCCCAGAAUGAAUUUCACUCCUAGUGGAAGUACCAAGCUUGGUACGAACCUCAAAGGCAAGAUCCUGGAUGAGUUCCUCUAUAAGAAGCUUGAUGCGGGUGAAGACUUGGAGAAGCCUCUUCUCAUCUUGACUGUUACCGACGGUGCUCCUAAUGAAGAAGACAAAGAUGAAUUCCGCAAACAGAUUGAAGCAUCUUUUACUUACGUCGCAUCCAAGGGAUAUGGCCCAGAUGCUCUGAAGUACAGCCUGAAUCAGAUCGGCAAUGCCCCAGAAGCAACCGACUUUUUGUCAAGCUGGGAAGGAAACCCUCUUUUAGCCACUGAACAGGUCAGGGUGAAUACCGAGCAACUUGAUGCGAGAUUUGAUGAGUUCUAUAACAACGAUGACUUCGAUGGAUGGUUGCUCAAAGUUCUCAACCCGGACGAUAAGGUUCAGUAUUAA